CGAGCAUUGCUGGCGUCGUCGGGCGCGUGCCAGCGACCGGAUGCGCCACCGGCGACAUAAUGUGGCUUCUUGAUGAGCCGAAUCAACCUUAUGAAGACUGUGAGCAGCUACUUUGCUUUCGCUAUUAUAAUGGUGAAGGCGAAGAAUGUGUGGCGGAGUCCCCUACAAUACCACCGCGUUUCAAGGUAGACCUAAAGAAAUUACCUCUCCGUCUUAAGGAAGGUAUGUCAAGAAAGCGGAGUGGUGACCAAAUAUCACCGUUUACCUAUCAUAAUGAGAGUUUUGAAAUGAAUUCUGAGAACCCGCCCCGAGUAGAGUUCGUCUCCGGUAUCAGCCAAGACAUUAAGCAUCUAAGCGAAAAUGUUAACAAAUGCUCAAUUAGUGCUUUAGAAAGCAACGGGAACAAUUUAAAUCUCGAUCAAACAAAAUGUGAUCCUAGUAAAUCUCUAGUUAGUAGUGUAAGUAAAGAAUCUCUUUCUGUAAAUAGUGAAUCUCAGAGUGCUAUAGACUGUAAACCAACAUCCUCAGGAGUUAAGAAAAAAUGUCCUCCGCCAGUAGACACAGGUGGUGGACAAAUCUCAACUGGUGUAAAAAAGAAAACGAAGGCGAAUAGUGGUUUCGAGUCACCUACUUCGCCAGGUACAGAGUAUUAUAAAAUAUGGUCACCAAAGAAUCCCUGUAAAAUAAUGAAAUUUGUGUAUGAUGUUGAAGGUGCCAAUGUACCAAGUGAUGCAGAAAAAUCGCCCGUACCUCCUCUUCCUCCACGACAAUCUCACAAACCACUCGAAAGAAUGCACGCAUUAUCUCCACCUCAGGUACCAAGACAUCGAAAGCCAAAAAAACUCACAAAACCAGAAGAUGCGUUUACAUUUGAGUUGAUAGAUAUAGAUGAACAGUUUUUUACUGAAAAUAACAUUACAAAUUCUGCGGUAUUACAAGGUCAAAUUAAUGAUUUUAAACCUGGAGAGUUUUACUCGGGUAAUCAGGUAGCUAUGUCUUCAACGACUAGCUUUUGGAGAGGAGGACAAAACGUGGCUCCUCUAGCAACACCUGAAACUGAUGGUAGCUUGUGUGAUUCGAUGGUCUCGUCUAUGAAAAUGUCUAAGUUAAUGGAAGAAAAGAAAAUUAAAGAUGUACCUGAAAGUUCUACUAGUAUUAGUAAAAAUAAUAUAAUGUUUAUUAAAGACAUAGGACCAGAUAAUUAUAUAACUACAACGUUUGCUAGGAAAGAUAAAUCUAGUCUCACUGAUGUCGUAGAUGGCGUUACUCAGACGCCAAAUCAUGCGAAGUCAGAAGAAAAAGCUCAAAACAUAUUUCUAAACGAUAUUAGUAAUAAUUCUGAAUUUGAAGAUGACAAUAGAAAUCAAAUAGAAGAGAAAGAAAUUACAAUAUUAAAAAGUCAUAAGCCGCUGACAAGGCAAAGUUCAGGCCGCGCCACGCCCACAAUGAUGACAGCUUUUUUGAACUCAUCUCAUAUCGAUACACCAACUAGGGAAACCGAUAAUAAUAGUCCUAAUGCGCCAAGCUCUUGUAACUCUUCUCAUUCAUCAUCACCUGUGGAUGAUCCAAACAAAACUUUACCAUGCGUAGGAACUCUGUUGAUGAAUCGAAAAUAUUCGUGUGAUAAUUCAACCCCAAAGCAUUCUAGUUUACCUCGGCAUUUAUUAAAAAACCUAGGAUGCGAUGUUACACCAAAGCACUCACCACAUAAGACGGCCAAUAAUGCUUUGAAAAAUAACGAGGAGAGUCCAGUGCGUCCACAUCCUAGAGUACUAUCGCGAGUGGCAGCUUUAGCUGGUACCGCAAUGCCUCAGUGUCCACCUACACCUACGCACCAUGCGAGACGACCGCGCCCCAUUCCUCCGCCAGAUCUACACCCUCCACCCAUAAACUCUGAGAGUAGGUUACAUGAGAACUUUGAAAUGGUGGAAUUUACAAGUGAGUUACGAACAUCAGAAAUCAGAUCGCCAAAUCUCGAAUUUGUUAAUAGUAAUCACUUUACGAUAGUACAUGCUGGACCGCCUGAUGACGUUGUUCUUCGACGACCUCGGCCCAUCGAGGAUAAUGAUGACAAUGACAAUACUGUAGCGUCACCAACGCCUUUGAGACAUAUGGCUGGUAUUAGAUUACCGUCGAUACCUGAGAGGGCGUCGAGGCAAAUGGCGUUAACCGGUGACUUUCCUGCCAAUAUGAUUGGAGGGAUUAUCGAAUGUGAAGAGCCAUUACCUGCAGGAUGGGAAGCCCGUAUGGAUAGCCACGGGCGAGUGUUCUAUAUUGACCACAUAAAUCGUACUACAACGUGGCAACGACCCGGCGACAAUGGAAUAACACCAAGAUCGCCAGCUCCUGAAGUACAGAGGAGACAACUUGAUAGAAGAUAUCAGUCAAUAAGGCGCACAAUGACACGCACGCAGCUAGCGGAGGACGGGGGAGCGUGUGCAUCUCCACCGCCCGCCCCAGCGCCCUCCGCCCCCGGCCCUGCGCACUCUGUCGCCGCCGCCUGUGCACCCGCUACCUCUUCCGCUUCCGCCCGAACACCUCACGCGCCACACCCCGCCGCCGAAUUCCUGGCCCGACCGGACUUCUAUUCCAUACUUCAUAUGAACCAGGAGGCGUCUUCUCUCUACAACUGUAACUCUACUCUUAAGCACAUGAUCUCCAAGAUCAGGCGGGACACGGCGUCGUUCGAGCGUUACCAGCACAACAGGGAUCUGGUGGCUCUCGUCAACAUGUUCAGCGAGACCGACCGUGACUUGCCGCUCGGGUGGGACACCAAGCUAGAUAGAAACGGCAAGCGCUUCUUCGUGGACCACGUGAUGCGUCGCACCACGUUCAUCGACCCGCGCGUGCCGCCGCUGCCGCGCGCCGGGCCCGCGGCCGGGCCCUACAGCCCGCUGCUGCCGCCGCGGAGGCGCCCCGACCACCUCGCACAUCUUAUCCAGGCGCCGACGCCGCCACCUCGGCCCCCACUUACGACCGUGGAUACACACGCACACAACUCGCAGGAAGAAAUACCUGUCGCUUAUAAUGAUAAGGUGGUGGCUUUUUUGCGGCAAGCGAACAUAAUGUCAAUAUUACGGGAGCGCUGCGGCAAGGGCAGCGGGUGGGGCGGCUGGGGCGCGGGCUGGGGCGGCGGCUACCCCGCCCUACGCGACAAGGUGCGCGCCGUGCGCACAGAGGGCGCGGUCGCGCUCGCCAGGUACCAGUACGACGUGCAGUUCACCUGCAUGCUCAGCCUGUUCGAGCAGGAGAUCAUGAGCUACGUGCCGGCGGGCGGGUGCGGAGCAGCCGCGUCACCCGCGGCCUCGCCGGCGGCAGCGCGCAGCACGCGAGCACCCGCACCGCAGCGCCGCGACUUCGAAGCCAAGCUACGGGCCUUCUAUCGCAAGCUGGAGAGCAAAGGAUAUGGCCAGGGACCCGGGAAAUUAAAAUUGAACAUACGCCGAGAGCAUCUUUUAGAAGAUGCGUUCAGGCGCAUCAUGUCAUGUGGGAAGAAGGAGCUACAGAAGGGCAAGCUGUGCGUCCUCUGGGACGGCGAGGAGGGGCUAGACUACGGCGGCCCCAGCAGAGAGUUCUUCUUCCUCUUGUCCAGGGAACUCUUCAAUCCCUACUACGGCCUCUUCGAGUACUCCGCAAACGAUACUUACACGGUCCACGUGUCGCCCAUGUCGGCCUUCGUCGAUAAUCAUCAUGAAUGGUUUCGGUUCUCCGGCCGCGUGUUGGGCCUGGCGCUAGUUCACGGGUACCUGUUGGAGGCGUGGUUCACCAGAGCGUUGUACCGCGCGCUGCUGCGACUGCCGCCUGCCCUCGAGGACGUCGACGCACUGGACGCCCAGUUCGCUGCAUCACUGCGUUGGUUGCAGUCGGCCCGCUGCGUGUCGUCUCUGGAACUGACUUUCGCUGUAUCGGAACGUCUGGCUGACGGGCGAGUACUUGAACGGGAGCUGAAACCCGGCGGCAGAGAUGUACCCGUCACUGAGAGGAACAAGAAGGAAUACUUGGAGCGCGUGGUGCGGUGGCGAGUGGAGCGAGGAGUUGCAGAGCAGACCGAGUGGCUCGUACGAGGGUUCCACGAGGUGGUAGACCCUCGGCUGGUGGCUGCCUUCGACGCCCGAGAAUUGGAGCUGGUAAUCGCGGGCGCCCCCGAGCUGGACGUGGCCGACUGGCGCUCCAACACAGAGUACCGAGGCGGAUAUCACGACGGCCAUCCCGUCAUUAUAUGGUUCUGGCAGGCGAUCGACAGAUUCACGAACGAGCAAAGGCUGCGUCUCGUCCAAUUCGUGACAGGCACAUCGUCGAUCCCGUACGAAGGAUUUUCGGCGCUGCGAGGUUCAACCGGCCCACGCCGCUUCUGCAUCGAGCGCUGGGGUCGCAUCGAGUCUUUACCGCGCGCCCACACGUGCUUCAACCGGCUCGACUUACCCCCCUACCCUACCCUGCAGCUGCUACACGAGAAACUCCUAUUAGCCGUAGAAGAAACCAACACAUUUGGGAUCGAAUAAAUUUAAUUUAUACUUCUAUUAUUAUAUGUAUUCUAAGCACGCGCAGUGUUAAAUCUAAAAUGCUUCACUGAAAAUAAAAGUCGCCGAAUAAUGCAAUGAUUACUAUUUCUUCUGUAUGUAUAUUAAGUGUUAGUUCUUACUCCUCGAAGCCAGAAUUAAGUAUUCGCAAAUGUAUAUAGUAAUUAAUUGUAAUCGUUGGUCAAUGUAUAUAAUAGUCAAUUCAUAGAAUAGUUUUAAAAUAUAAAUGUAACACGAGUUGUUAUGACACUAUGUAAAAGUAACGUAGAUGUGCCUCUAGACACUUAAUGUUAAUAUUACUAGCCACUCCUAUAUAUUGAGGUUUGUACUUUGUAACGCUUUUAUUGUAAGUGAAGUAUAUUUUGGCUGUGAAAUGGGAUUUGUAUCCCAUAUUUAGGUAUUACGCUUUGUCACUAAUUUAUGAUGUAAUAAUGUAACAUGCAGUUUAGAGUGAGGACAGCUGUUAUACAAGUUCAUAGUAAUAAAAUAAAAAUUGUGUCGGUUUAUUUGUUUAAUCGAAUGUUAUAUUAAAAUAUUUCCAUUUACAAACAAAA
Molecule: messenger RNA, 5074 nt
Organism: Achroia grisella
Lineage: Eukaryota; Metazoa; Arthropoda; Insecta; Lepidoptera; Pyralidae
Gene: Hecw
Product: E3 ubiquitin-protein ligase HECW2
Exons: 14
Coding region: 60-4502 (1480 amino acids)
Biological process (GO): regulation of dendrite morphogenesis
Molecular function (GO): ubiquitin-protein transferase activity; protein binding
Source: RefSeq, a predicted model, not a curated record